AGGUCAGAGGUCGGGGCUAUGGCGCUGCUGGUGAAGGUGGGCGGCCGCGUUUUGCGGCCCGCUCUGUGUCGGUGGGCGAGUUACAGCCAGGGCCAGAGCCCGGAACCCCGCAUCCGCGAAUACUUCUACUACAUUGACCACCAGGGCCAGCUCUUUCUCGAUGACACGAAAGUGAAGAAUUUCAUCACCUGCUUUAAAGAUAAAGAGUUUCUGAUUUUUUUCUUCAAGCAACUCAGGAAGAACGCCACGGGACGCUAUCAGGAGUUCCCGUACCUCUCUCCCUGUGGGAGGGAGCGGAAUUUCAUUCGCUGUGAAGAUCUGCCGAUUGUCUUCACCCACCUGAUCAGAGGCAAGGGUCCGGAGGGAGAGCUCCUGUCCUACUGUGGCGGGGGCGACAAGUUGGCAGUGAGGUUUGAACCUGAGAGGCUGUUCAUGCCGGUGAAUGGGAGAGUGUACCAUCCAGCCCCAGAGAGGGCAGGCAGCGUGGGGCUGGUCAAGUCGUCUCUGGCCUUUGAGCUCAGUGGCCAUUUUGAGUAUGCCAGCGGCCGCCCCGAGAGUGGACCACCAUCCCAUUUCCAAUGGAACGGGCAGCGACACACGUUGACCAAUGAACUGGCUGCCUACGUUCAGAUCGAAAAACCCACUUAGGAUCAUCUCUCCGGGGAGCUUACGGUCAGCUGGUGGUAAGAUUGGAAACGUGUCAUUAUUUUGUAGAGUUUUAUACAGCACAGGAACCGGCCCUUUGGUUCAAUUCAUCCACACCAACCAAAAUUAUAACCAGAAUAAGCCAGGGUUAGUGCAGCAGUUAGUGUAACAGUAUUCAAUGGUUCCGUUUAAUAUCAGAGAAUGUAUACAGUGUACAACCUGAAAUUCUUACUCUCUGCAGAUGUCCACGAAACAGGAAAAAGACCCCAAAGAAUGAAUGACAGAAAACUUUAGAACCCCCCAAAGGCCCCUCUCCCGUGCUCAAGCAGCAACAGAUCUGUGUCCCUAUUUGCUCAAACAAAAGCAUCAACCCCCCCCCCCAGCCUCCCACCAUGUAAGCAAUAGCAAAGUCCCCAAAGAGACCACGAGCCAGAGUCCGUCGAAAACUGGAGUUCCUCCCAACACUUUGACAACUCAACCAGGCUCUCUCUCACACUAGCGAGGGGGGGAGAGAGAGAGAGAUGCUGUUCCUGCAGCAACGAGAUGGGAGACCAAAAGCUCACUGCUUCAGUGUUACAGUCUGCUGUGUAGCUUACAGUGUUCGUCAUCUGGGUUCAAUUCCUGCUGGUUUCUGUAAGGCAUUUGUACUCUUAUGUUCUCCCUGUGACCCCGAGGGUCCCCCGGUUUCUUCCCACAGAAUCGGAAUCAGGUUUAAUGUCGCGAGCAUAGGUCAUGAAAUUUAUUGUUUUGUGACAGCAGUAUAUUGUAAUACAUAAUAAAAAGCUGCAAAUGACAGUAAGAAACAUAUUUUAAACGAUAAAUAAGUAGUGUAAAAAGAGAACAAAAAAAAAGCAAAAUAGUGAGGUAGUGUACACAGGUUUGUUGGCGCGUGGCCAAGUGGUUAAGGCGUUCGUCUAAUGAUCUGAAGGUUGUGAGUUCGAGCUUUGGCUGAGGCAGCGUGUCAUGUCCUUGAGCAGGAUACUUAAUCACACAUUGCUCUGCGACGACACUGGUGCCAAGCUGUAUGGGUCCUAAUGCCCUUCCCUUGGACAACAUCAGUGGCGUGGAAGGGAAGACUUGCAGCAUGGGCAACUGCUGGUCUUCCAUACAACCUUGCCCAGGCCUGUGCCCUGGAAACCUUCCAAGGCGCAAAUCCGUGGUCUCAUGAGACUAACGGAUGCCUAUAAAAUGCAUAGGUUCAAUUUCCAUUCAGAAAUCUGAUGGCAGAGGGGAAAAAGUUAUUCCUAAAUCGUUGAGUUUGUGCCUUCAGGCUCCACUACCACCUCCGUGAGGGUAGGAAUGAGAAGAGAGCAUGCCCUGGGUGAUAGAUGCUCCCUUUUCGAGGCAUCACUUACUGGAAUUUCAGAACUCCUGCGUUCCGAAGUUGUGUGGGUGAGCAGGUUAAUUGGUCACGUGGGUGUAUCUGGCCGGUGCCAUUCCUUUUGGGCCUGAAGGGCUUGUUGUGCUGUAUCUCAAAAGCAAAAAUGCUCAUGUGCACUGGGCCCAUUUGCCACAUGUCCCUCUGAACCCUUCCUGCCCACGUGCCUGUCCAAAUGGCAUUUGAAUGUUGUUAUUGUACCCACCUCAACCACUUCCUCUGACAGCUCGUCUCAUAUACCCACCAUCCUCAGGGCUCCUUAAACCAUUUCCCUUUCCAUUUAAACCCGUCCCCUCUACUUUCAGAUCCCCCUAUCCUGAGGGGAAAAAAAAGACAAAUCAAUCCUGUGAAUAGUCCUCACGACUUUAUAAAACUCUAUUUGGUCACCAUUCAGUCUCCUUUGGCUCCAGGGAAAACAGCCGUAGACUACCAAGUUUAUGUCCUGACAUCUCUCGCCCCAUAGACACAAGAGAAUCUGCAGACGCUGGCAAUCAGCAAUACAUGUAAUGCUGGGGGAUCUCAGCAGGUCGGGCGCUGUCAAUGGAAAUGAACAUUUUGGGCCAAGACCCUUCUUAAGGACUAGAAAGGAAGAGGAAAAAUGCUAGAAUAAAAUGGGGGGAGGGAAGGGAGACAAGUUCUGUCUUCUAUCAUUUUGGAUCUUCCCCUCCCCCUCCCACUUUCAAAUCUCUUACUAGCUCUUCCUUCAGUUAGUCCUGACGAAGGGUCUCGGCCCGAAACGUCGACUGUACCUCUUCCUAGAGAUGCUGCCUGGCCUGCUGCGUUCACCAGCAACUUUGAUGUGUGUUGCAAGUUAGAAGGUGAUAGGUGAGUGGGAAAGGUAAAGGUUUGGAGAGCAAGAAAUCUGAUAGGAGAGCAGAGUGGACCAUGGGAGGAAGGGCAGAAGGGGGUUUGUGCCAGGGGGAGGUGAAGAGGCCAGAGUUGGGGAAAGUAUAAAAGAAAGAGGGAAAAAACGGAUCGAGGUAUUGAUGUUUAUGCUAUCAGGAUAGAGGCUGCCUCGGCAGAAUAUGAGAUGUUGUUCCUCUCCCCUGAGAGUGGCCUCAAUGUGGCAAAAAACAAGGCCAUAAACGGACAAGCUGGGAUGGGGACGAGGAUAGGAAUUAAAAUGAUUGGCCACCAGAAAAAUCUGCUUUUGAUGGACGGAGCGGAGUUGUUCAACAAAGCAGUCCCACAGUUUACAUCGACUCACCAAUGGAGAGGAUGCCAGAUAUAAUACACAACCCCAAAUGAUUCGCAAGUAAUGUGUUGCCUCACCAUAAGAUAUAGGAGCAGUAUUAGGCCAUUUAGCCCAUCAAGUCUGCUCUGCCAGUUCAUCAUGGGGCUGAUCCAAUUUUCCUCUCAGCCCUAAUCUCUUGCCUUCUCCCCAUUUCCCUUCAUGACCUGACCAAUCAAGAAUCUGUCAACCUCUACCUUAAAUAUACAUAAAGACUUGGCCUCCACAGCUGUCCGUGGCAAAGAAUUUCACAGAUUCACCACUCUCUGGCUAAAGAAAUUCCUCCUCAUCUCUGUUCUAAAAGGAUCCUCUGGUCUUAGAUUUUCCCGCCACAGGAAACAUCAUCUCCAGGUCCACUCUAUCGAGGUCUUUCACCAUUUGAUAGGUUUCAAUGAGGUCACCCCUCAUUCUUCUGAAUUCCAGAGAAUACAGGCCCAGAGCCAUCACACGCUCUUCAUGUGACAAGCUAUUCGAUCCUUGAAUCAUUUUUGGGAACCUUUUUUGAACCCUCUCCAAUUUCAGGACAUCCUUUCUUAGAUACGGAGCCCGAGCCUGCUCACAAUACUGCAAGUGAGGCCUCACCACUGCUUUGUAAAUUCCCAACAUUACAUCCUUGCUUUUAUAUUCUAGUCCUCUUGAAAUGAAUGCUAACAUUGCAUUUGUCUUCCUCACCACAGACAACCUGCAAAUUAACCUUCAGGGAAUCCUGCCCAAGGUCUAGCAAGUCCCUUUGUGCCGCAGUUGUUUGUAUUUUCUUUCCGUUUAGAAUAUAGUCAACCCUUUGAUUUCUUUUACCAAAGUGCAUGACUAUGCACUUCCCAACAAUGUAUUCCAUCUGCCGUUUCUUUGCCUAUUCUCCUAAUCGUUCUAAGUCCUUCUGGAGCCUCUCUUAAGUAAACUACCUGCCCCUCCACCUAUCUUCAUAUCAUCUGCAAACUUUGCAACAAAGCCAUCAAUUCCAUCAUCCAAAUCAUUGACCAUAUAAUGUAAAAAGAAUUGUCCCAACACAGACCCACUAGUCACUGGCAGCCAACCAGAAAAGACUGCCUUUAUUCUCACUCUUUGCCUCCUGCCAAUCAGUCACUGCUUUAUCCAUGCUGGAAUCUUUCCUGUAACUCCACAGGCCCAUAGCUUGUUAAGCAGCCUCAUGUGUGGCACCUUGUCAAAGGGCUGUCGGCAACAGUGGUGGAGGUGGUUACGAUAGGGUCUUCAAAGAGACUUUUGGAUAGGUGCAUGAAGCUUAGCAAAAUAGAGGGCUAUGGGUAAGCCUAGUAAUUUCUAAGGUAGGGACAUGUUCGGCACAACUUUGUGGGCCGUAGGGCCUGUAUUGUGCUGUAGGGUUUCUAUGUUUCUGAAAGUCCAAGUACACAACAUCAACCGAUUCUCUUUUGUCUAUCCUGCUUGUUACUUCUUCAAAGAAUUCCAACAGAUUUGUCAGGUAAGACUUACCCUUGAGGAAACUAUGCUGACUACGGCCUAUUUUAUCAUGUGCCUCCCAGUACCCUGAGACCUCAUCCGUAACAAUCGACUCCAACACCUUCCCAACCACUGAGGUCAGGCUAACUGGCCUAUAGUUUCCUUUCUUCUGCCUCUCUCCCUUCUUGAAGAGUGGAAUGACAUUUGCAAUUUUUCAUUUUUCUGGAACCAUUCCAGAAUCUAGUGAUUCUUGAAAGAUCAUUACAGGUCCACAGUCCCUUAUCCGAAAUUCUGAAAUCCGGAAACCGAAGUUUUUUUCGUGGAGUGUGGAGCGUGUCAUAACAAGGCCAACAGCUGACGUCACUCAGGUGUGAUGUGGCAGCACGAGCAGAGGCCGCCAGAUGUCAGUUGUGGCUCAGCGCUCGUACUGGUUACACGUGCAUUUGCUGUUCGCUGAUAUUUUGUGUUUAACUUCACUGUGAAAAUGUCAAAAAGAGCUGCAGAUACCCCUAUGGGUAACAAUGAGAAAAAGAGAAGGAAGCAUCUAUCAUUAUCAAUAACGCAGAAAAUAUUCAGAGGGUUGGCUGCAGAAAUUUAAGAAGCGUCAUGGUGUAAAAUAUCUGAAAAUCUGUGGUGAAAAAAGCUUCUGCUGAUCAUGAAGCAGCUGAAAAUUACAUUGACGAAGUUGCCAAGAUAAUAUCUGACAAAAACCUUUACCCUGAACAAAUUCACAAUGCCGAUGAAACAGCUUUGUACUGGCACUACGUUCCUAGAAAAACAUUAACCACGGCUGAUGACGAUAUACUGAAAAUGUGUGAUCAGUUCAUUGCUGGCCUUCAACAACAUGCAUUUUGCAAGAGAUUAUGGCAGUUUACUCAGUUAACGAGAGAUUGCUUAGACAUAAACCUAUGUUAAUAAGACAGAUGAUACUUGAAGAAGUCUUUAAAAACGCCGUCUGUCGUGCUGCUUCAUAACUUGAGAAUCCUGUUCCUGGCCCAUCAGGUACCUGUAGAGUAUUUAGCUUUGUUUGCCAGACAUAAUGCAACUUAACUAGAGGUACCUGUACGUAUUUAGCUUAGUUUGAACCUGUAUAUGUCCCAGAGUAUUUACGUUCUACAUUUAUUCCAAUAAGUCAUUUACCAUGUGUUUGAUUUGGUUCAUUUGAAGCUGUAUAUUUUUAUGUUUUAUUGAAUGUUUUUUGUUGGAAAUAAAAUGUGCUAGUGUAUUUAUGGUCUAUAAUUAU
Messenger RNA from Mobula hypostoma (lesser devil ray), 5913 nucleotides. It is a transcript of the gene c3h8orf82, whose product is annotated as chromosome 3 C8orf82 homolog. Bases 19 to 648 code for a protein of 209 amino acids. The transcript is spliced from 3 exons. NCBI's taxonomy places the organism in Eukaryota, Metazoa, Chordata, Chondrichthyes, Myliobatiformes, Myliobatidae. The record is from RefSeq and is a predicted model, not a curated record.